GGAAAAAGAUGUUCAUUAUCAAGGAGAAAAAGAUUAUUAUGGAUUUACCAACUUUUCUUCUCAUAAGAUAACUACGAGGGGGCUGCCACGCCUGUUAAUUGGCGAUGGGAAAGUAGAUCAAAAAGGGAACGUAAAUGAAGAACUGAUUAAAGAAGUUUAUAACCAGCCUGAUCCGAUGGAAGCCAAAAAUUUCGCAGGAAGCAAAAAUGUAGUUAGAGAAAAAUUUAACCAAAAUAAAGUCCUAAAAGAUUUAUUGGUAAACACCGGGAGUAAAAAGUUAGUGGAGAACUCUGGCAAAUCUGACGAUAG
This is a messenger RNA of Racocetra persica, 309 nucleotides long. Lineage: Eukaryota; Fungi; Glomeromycota; Glomeromycetes; Diversisporales; Gigasporaceae. The record is from the annotation of a GenBank genome assembly.